This is a messenger RNA of Branchiostoma floridae (Florida lancelet), 888 nucleotides long. RefSeq names its product cell wall integrity and stress response component 3-like. Bases 1 to 888 code for a protein of 295 amino acids. Lineage: Eukaryota; Metazoa; Chordata; Leptocardii; Amphioxiformes; Branchiostomatidae. The transcript has a single exon. The record is from RefSeq and is a predicted model, not a curated record.
AUGCCAACUACCGUCUCUCUGACGUCAGUAUCAUCACCAUCGGAAACGGUUGCCACGGAGACGGCAACGCCCUUCGCUGCCUCAUCGCCAGUCACCAAACUGCCGAUCACAACACCAUUACAUACUCUGUCCUCUACGACUGGAUCUGUUACAACUGCCUCUUCACAAACCAUCAGCAAAGAGGAUACUAUAAGACCAGCCUUGACAACGCCGCCAGGUGACGCUCAUACGACGUCGAAAGGUAGCAAUGCAACCACAGUGCCAGCGACGAUUAGCAACGUCACCACUACAAACGCUGUUGAUGAGCCAACGACCAGCAAACCUGAUGAUGCAAACGUUACGUCGUCAUCCACGCCAUCAACGAUGCCCCAAACAUCGAACACUCCAAGUAACUCAUCUUCUUUCCACACAUCUACUGUGUCUACAAAUAUGACAACUGACGAUGUCCUUCCAACAGACAUCGCUGAACAGACAACCAUUCCUGUGAAUUCAUCCUCGGUUGACGGACCCACCAUUAACGUAACCAUGACAAGUCCAGUAGAAAAUUCUACCAAUCCACUCAGUAAUGCAACGGUGAACCCCCUCCAAACCACCUCACCAGAAAAUGCCGGACAAACUGAUGAUAACCAUCAAACAGGACCCCCUCUUGUUCCUAUCAUCUUAGGCGUGGUUGGAGGAGUUUUAGUCGUCGGCGUUUUGGUCACUGUCUGGAUCUGGAAGAGGAGGAACGGAAAGGACAUUUUCAGGGACCUUAUCCCCCUUGUCGACAAGAAACCGGACACCGACUCUGGUUUUGAAGAUUUUCCCUACUACGGGGAAGUCCUGUCAGCGCGCGAGGUGGAACCUGUGUUUGGCCAGCUCCAAGUCGGCGGCCACGACGCGACAUGA